UUUAUUUUAUUAUUUGGGAAAGUUAAUUGUAUUCUUUCAUUACCUCCCUUAUUUUUUAUUUCUUAUUGAACUUCACACUGGUCUUUUUUAAACUUCGGAAAUCACUUGAAGGUGGUGAUAAUUAAACAUUUUGCAGGUAGAUCAGAUUACGGAUUCGAUUUAUUCGGAUUUUAUUAUUUUGAUGACUGGCGGGGAAGUGGUUCCACCAACUGAAGAACAUAAACAAAUUUUAGAUGCUAUGGUGCAAGGAGAUGAUUAUACUGUAGCACGUGACGUGGACGAUGAGUUCCUUGGCCAUCUCGAUUACGUGAUCGUUCAUCUCCCUUCUAUAAGACUUUUGCUAACCAGCGAACAGCGUGAACAAGUUAUAGAAUCUGCUGUGGCACGGUUUAAAAAUGACAAACAUCCAAUUGGUGCCUGUUUGCAACUACUGCAGAAAAAUUACAUCGGAUUCCCUUCUGUUAUCAGACUACGCAAUACGCUGAUGGAUUGUUUAAGUCGUUUGGUGACAGCAGGAGAAGACGAUGUAGAUUAUGUGGUACCACAUUUGGGUGAUUCUGUCGCUCAAGGUUUCGCUGGUGAAGGUAUGUCCAAUGAUUCCGUAUUGCCUGGAACCAGUUCAGAUUUUGCAAAUCGAAAGAAAGGGAUGACCCAAAAUUUGUUGAAUACGGCUAUUCCGGAUAAUGAAUAUGAUAUAUUGGCACAAAUUCUGACCAGGAAAUUAAAAAUCGAUGAUGUUGAAAAUGUUGUUCUGAGAGAAGCCAUUAAGGUGCGGAUGAAGGGAGGGCUACUUAUUGGCGAGUACUGGUCAGAGCCAAAUGAAUUUCUAUCACCUGGUUGGCGUAUUCGAUUGCGUGAUUCUGGCAAAAUUGUUCCACGAAUUAGUGAAGUUGAUGAUAUUUGGCGACGAUGUUACGAAACAAUGCCAGAUUGCACACAAAAGCAAAUGUUAACUUACCUGGAGGAAAGAUACGUGGGUGUGAGUUUGAAAACAAAACAGCGAGCAGCAACAAAAGAUAUUCUGUUGAAGGGAUCAAGAGUACAGUUCCCUAGCAGACCACGCUGUAUAGGGAGCAAACCUAUGCAAUAUGUUCAGAUCGAUAUGGUUGAAAUGGAAUGUUCGGAAUAUGGGGAUCGUUGUUACACAAUGGCAUUGAUUGUAACCGAUCUUUAUUCGCAUUUUGUAUUUGGAAGAGCAUUAGCCGAGGCACCAGACACUUCGUUACUUGUCCGACAUUUAAUGGAUAUUUUUGGAGCUUUUGCCCCACCGGAAGCUUAUCGAACUUACACAAAUGAUGAAGUAAUUGGACUUGUUAUGUCAGAUAUCGAGAAAUUGUUCAAAAUUGAAAUUAAAAAUAUUGGACACGGUGUAAUGAAUCAUGCUAAUCUGUGUGCCAGUAUGUAUAAACGUGCAGCGCAAGAACUUGGUGGCCGGGAACGUUGGGUUGAAGCACUUCCAUUUGCUGUUAUAGAUUAUAAUCAGACUCCGGUGAAAUGUUUCGGUGAUCUUCGAAUCUCACCGUUUGAGAUUAUAUUUGGUCGAAGGCCUUGGCGAAAUCAUAGUAUUCCACCAUGGGUGCGCGGUGCUUGUGGCGAAAAUGUGAAUGAAACGGAAGGAUAUGUGGAAGAAAAUCGUGUGGAGAGUAUAAGCGGUGCAACAGAAAUGUGUAUGAUACGCUCAACUCCACUUCCACGACGACCUGAAGUUGAGGAAAGAUUAGCCAGUGUCUAUUUAAGCGAAGUAUCUAGUAAUCGUGCUAAAAUUUCCUGUAUACUUGGCCGUUAUCCAGCAAAAUUCAAUGACGCAGGUCAUGUUGUCGAUCCGGGUACUGGUUAUCUCUAUGAAGUCGGUGAUUGUGUGUAUCUUCGGAACUUUGAGCAAGAAGAAACAUGUAUGGAUCGUCCAAAAAGGCGUCAAAAUGAGUCACGUUAUUACCGGGCAAGCAUUGUUGAAGUGGAUUAUCAGAAUCCGGAUUUCAUGUAUAAAGUAUGCUACUGGGAUGAUAUUAUUGAUGUUGAUCAUCUUCCACCGAACCAAUGGCCCGGUGAAGGCUCUCCGUCAGCUUGGGUUUCACCUUACGAUAUCGCUCCUUCUACUGCUGAUCUUGCAAGGCGUAGGAAUGUCGUAAGACGUCGAGAAUUGGAAUUUCAAUGCAAAUGCGGCUAUGACUUCUGCGAAAUAGCUUAUAAUAAGAAUUGUCCAUAUAAAUUAUCGCAAGCUUGUUGCCAACGGCUUAAAAUGAAUUGUCCUUAUCAUUCUCGCUUAAAGGGAACACCACGGGAGACGCCGAUGUCACGUUCAAAGAAUUCAGCUGCACCUGUACUUAAAUUGGCAGCAAGCGGGGAGCGAAGAUUGCUUACGAUUCCAAAACGGAUGAAGGCUGAAGUCGAUCAUUCAAGCUCUCGCUGGAUUUUCCAAGGAGGUCGUUACAUCGAACUUUUCCCGAGUUCAUCGAAUCCAACUUCAUUAUUAGGACGAGAAGACCAGCAGAGUAAUGUACACUUCGAUUAUGAUGUUGGAGCACUUACAAUGAAAAGGAGGCGAUUGCAGGUUCAGUAUGGUAACGCUUGCUAUUCAAAUUUUGUUUAUGAUGGGAAUUCCAUGAUUUCGAGGCUUCCCGCUGAGCGUUCGUAUGGAUAUCAAGCAGUAGAACUCUAUGAACCGAAAGAUAAUCUAUUGAUUUCAAAUGCCAACGAAUUGGAAGGAUUAGACGUGGAUGAUGAAAACAUCGAUGUUGCUUCAAAUGGACAGGAUGCAUCUCCCUCCGAGGUCUCGAACCAACCGGUAUUUCUCGCUCGAGAUGAUUCAAAAACGCUGGAAGAUGCUGAGAGUGACAAAAUGUUGAAAAUUCAACAAAGUCCUUUGCAAGCGGAAGUUCUAUCAUUGAGAAGUACAAAACGUAUAUCUGCACCUCCACAACGUUUAAGUCCUACAUAGAUUUUUCCAUCAAAUUUGAAAUUUAUUUGAUUGUCAUUAUUUUUGUCGACGAUAUUAUAUUAAUUAGGACAUGCUCAGUUUUGGUCAGGUAUUUUUUUUUCUAUGCCUAGAUCAUGCAAUGAUCUAGAUAUAGAAAAGCAGGAAAAGUUCACCAGAAAAUCUGGUUAAAUAGCCUAGUGCAUCAAGUUAAAAGUGAUUCUUGUCUUCGAUGCCGGUAUAUUAACCCAACUAUUUUGGCUGUUGUGACUUAGUCCCACUGACAUCGAUCAUGAAUGAUGCAAUGAGAAUAGAG
Molecule: messenger RNA, 3230 nt
Organism: Loa loa (African eye worm)
Lineage: Eukaryota; Metazoa; Nematoda; Chromadorea; Rhabditida; Onchocercidae
Exons: 23
Coding region: 182-2938 (918 amino acids)
Molecular function (GO): nucleic acid binding
Source: RefSeq, a predicted model, not a curated record